AUGAAGUGGAUGCGGACAGACUUCAGGCAAGAAAGGAAAUGGAAGAGGUCAGCAGCUCGCGUUCUUGCCUUUGCAUGCGCUGAUUGGGUUGCGGCGGACGACGUCAAGAGGAAACUAUUACAGGUACCGGCUAUCAUCCCUAAGCCUGCGGCAGCCCGAACGGUUCCCGGCGAUGAUUCAGGGCAAAUGGAGGACGUGGACAUGCCAGACCAGCAAGAAAAUGAAGUAUCGGCUACGAAACAGAAGACCGUCAGCGGUCUGGAUACGGACAUGGACAAUGAGAACUCGGACGAGCCUGGCGAAGUCUACAUCCCUGCAAUGGACGACGAGGAACAGAUUCCGGUCACACAUGUUGUUCCAGCUCAGAUAUUUGCCUUGCCCGAUACAUCGCUCACUUUCAGCUUUAGCAACUCUUCGGCAUUUACCAAAAUCCUUGACGAACUUCCAAUGUACGGAGGGCCACUCCAGAUACCGGAUAAUGCCGACCUCUUAAAAUCGGAUCAGGAUCCGGAUGCACACUGGAAGCUUGCAGCCGUCCCCUUGACCAAAUACGUUGAGAGGCCAAUGGUGCCCGUCCUCAAAGGGCCUCCAACAAAGCGUAGCCGGUACCAGUUUGCAGAGGAGAGCGACAGCGAUGCCGAAGAUGAGGACAAUAUUGUAUACCGGAAUAAUCGCGGUGACACUGCCGGGCCUCUCAAGGGUCAGGCAGUAGAGCGAGAGCUCAAGCACGUUGCGCUGUUUGACCCUGAGAUGCAGGUUCUAAGGGAUAGGCUACAUGCGGGCCAUCAGUUCCGUCCGCCUACAGAGCACCCUAUGCCCCUGCAAUCUUUCUAUGAGUCGCGCACUGCGUCGCAAUGGACAUAUGCCGAGGAUGAUCAGCUGAAGAGGCUACAAGAUGGCUAUGCCAUCUCUGUUUUCGUCUGGGGCGGAACGAAGGACGCCGUGGGAAUGCUUCGAACGCUGGGUACACCUGGAAGGCCUGCCGAAUGA
Messenger RNA from Pyricularia oryzae 70-15, 990 nucleotides. RefSeq lists its product as uncharacterized. Lineage: Eukaryota; Fungi; Ascomycota; Sordariomycetes; Magnaporthales; Pyriculariaceae. Bases 1 to 990 code for a protein of 329 amino acids. The record is from RefSeq and is a predicted model, not a curated record. The transcript is spliced from 2 exons.